CAAAGAAACCACAAUUCCUUCUUUACUAUGAGGCUUUGCAACUCAAGUACAGCCACCUCAUAUAUGAAAACCCGAUGUUUAUACACCAAAACCAUUGUCACACAUUCACUGGAUUCUACAAUAAUCAAAACAGGCUUCAACCCAGACACAUCACACUCCAACUUUCAGCUCAAUCACCUGGUCGUUAAAGGUAAACUAGCCCAAGCACACCAACUGUUCGACCAAAUGCCUCACAGAAACACUUACUCUCUAAACACUUUAAUCUCUGGGUAUGUUAAAUUGGGCAAUCUUGAUCAAGCAAGAGAAUUGUUUGAUACCAUGUCUGUAAGGACCGCGGUGUCGUGGACGAUAUUAAUGGGUGGUUAUUCACAACAUGAUCAACCUGUGGGAGCUUUCAAGUUAUAUGCUGAAAUGUGUAGGUGGGGAACACUUCCUGACUAUGUGACAUUUGCGACACUCUUGUCUUGUUGUGAUGAGACUUUGAUGACAAAAACAUUGACUCAAGUGCAUUCGCAUAUCGUCAAACUUGGGUUUGAUUGGACCCUUAUGGUGUGCAAUAGUUUAGUUGACGCUUAUUGCAAAACGGGUAACCUUGAUUUGGCUAAUCGGCUUUUCGUUGAGAUGGGGAUGAGAGAUUCUGUGACAUUUAAUGCGAUGAUAACCGGAUGCUCGAAUAAUGGAUUGAACAGUCGGGCUAUAGACCUCUUUAUAGAUAUGCAAAGUUUCAGUGUAAAGCCAUCCGAGUUUACUUUUGCAGCAGUUAUAUGUGCUUGUAUGGGGCUAAACGAUGUUCUUCUUGGUCAGCAGUUUCAUGCGCUUGUUAUCAAAUCCAACUUCGUUUGGAAUGUGUUCGUGUCCAAUGCGUUUCUUGACUUCUACUCGAAGCAUGAUUCCAUAGACGAUGCAAAAAGACUCUUUGAUGAGAUGUUGUUGCUAGAUUGUGUAUCUUAUAAUGUUAUCAUCACUGGAUUUGUUUGGGCUGGUCGAUUGACGGAAUCCUUAAAUAUCUUUCGUGAAUUACAACGGACUAAAUUCAACAGGAAACAAUUUCCUUUUGCAACAAUGCUGAGUGUAGCAGCAACUGAAACGAAUCUAAAGAUGGGUAAACAAAUCCAUGCGCAAGCCUUGGUGACAGAGGCCGGUUCGGAUAUACUUGUCGGGAAUGCAUUGGUGGACAUGUAUGCAAAAUGUGACAGAUUUCAGGAUGCUAAUGUGAUCUUUGCAAGCCUCCCCCGUGGAAGCGCGGUUCCAUGGACCGCUAUAAUAUCCGCGUAUGUUCAAAACGGAUGCUACGAUGAAGCUCUUCAGCUUUUCAAGCAAAUGCGUGAAGCUUACGUUUACGGUGACCAAGCAACUUUUGCAAGCACGUUAAGAGCUUCUGCAAAUCUGACCUCUCUUUCUUUAGGGAAACAGUUACAUUCGGUUAUGAUCACGUUAGGUUGUAUGUCGAAUGUGUUUUGCGGUAGCUCUCUACUUGACAUGUAUGCGAAAUGCGGGUAUAUAAAAGACGCUAUACAGGUGUUUGACGAAAUGCCUGUUAGAAAUACGGUCUCAUGGAAUGCGAUGAUUUCUGCUUAUGCACAAGAAGGGGACGGUGAAGCCACAUUAAGGACGUUUGAGCGGUUGAUUGAAUCGGGUCUUAAGCCAGACUCGGUGAGCUUUUUGGGCGUUCUAACCGCUUGUAGCCAUCGCGGGCUUGUUGACGAAGGUCUUGCUCAUUUUAAAUCCAUGACUCAAACGUAUAGAAUCGAUGUCAAACGAGAACAUUAUGCAUCCAUGGUUGAUCUAUUAUGCAGAUGUGGACGGUUUGACGAAGCGGAGAAAUUAAUGAACGAAAUGCCAUUUGAGCCCGAUGAAAUUAUGUUAUCUUCGGUUCUGAGAUCUUGUAGGGUCCACAAGAAUCAAGAUCUUGCUAAAAGGGCUGCGGAUGCACUCUUCAACAUGGAGGUAUUAAGGGAUGCUGCACCGUAUGUUAACAUGUCGAAUAUAUACGCAGAAGCUGGACAAUGGGAGGAUGUUAGUAAGGUGAAAAAGGCGAUGAAGGAUAGGGGCGUUAGGAAAGUAACGGCGUACAGUUGGGUUGAGGUUAACCACAAUGUUCAUGUGUUUACCGCAAAUGACAGAACACAUCCGCAAAUUGAGGAUAUUAGGAAAAAGAUUGAUGUUUUAUGGAGGAAGAUGGAUGAAGAAGGGUACAAACCAGACACAAGUGUGAUUCUUCAAAAUGUAAAUGAGGACGUUAAGGUGGAAUCUCUUAAAUAUCAUAGUGAGAGGUUAGCGAUUGCUUUUGCACUCGUAAAUACGCCAGAAGGAUCACCAAUUGUUGUAAUGAAGAACUUGCGAACUUGCAUGGACUGUCACGCUGCAAUCAAGAUUAUUUCAAAAAUUGUUGGGAGGGAUAUCAUAGUGAGGGAUUCGAGCAGGUUUCACCACUUUAGAGAUGGAUGUUGCUCAUGUGGGGAUUAUUGGUGAGUUUGUUGUUUAAUGCGAAUGCCGAAUAUACAUGUGAUAACAAGGAAUCAGAUCAAUAGUAAGGCCACCAAGCGAACAAAGUAACGAAGAAAAUGGAUUGCAUGUUAAUAACAUGAACGGCGAUUUUUUUUUUUCUGCUAAUAUAUAGAAGAUCAAUAGAGAAAAACCUCUUCUGGCCUCUUAUGUCUGCGCUGCGCAGACGUUUAGCUUUGCAGACCGUUUGUUUUUUAAAAGACAUUUCAUUAAAAAAUGUCUUCAAACCUCUGCGCGUCCUCUUCCCCACGCAGACUGCAGACGUUUUACCUCUGAAAAAACAAACAGCACCUAAGCUUGUGAUUCAUAUGGUCCUUGAUAAGAAGUAAAAACGCCUUGAGCUGACUAGAUAUUCUACAACCCAUGUUUCCAACAAUUUUGUGGCAUGCACCUCUCUUGUACUUUCUGCCAUUCUGGUCAAAAAAGUUAUAUAACUUGAGCUGUAUAUCAUUUAUUAAUUGAAUCAUUUAUGUAAAUACUGAAAAGUAUUUGACUUCUGAUUGUAACGGAAUCAAAUAUUGCUGUUA
Molecule: messenger RNA, 3032 nt
Organism: Helianthus annuus (common sunflower)
Lineage: Eukaryota; Viridiplantae; Streptophyta; Magnoliopsida; Asterales; Asteraceae
Product: putative pentatricopeptide repeat-containing protein At2g01510
Exons: 2
Coding region: 28-2472 (814 amino acids)
Biological process (GO): RNA modification
Molecular function (GO): protein binding; zinc ion binding; RNA binding
Source: RefSeq, a predicted model, not a curated record